AUGAGAUUGGACAAAACAAUCCAUCAAUCAUUCGGCCACCCUGUCACGGAUACCACCACCCCGGUAUAUCAGGUGACUUGCCCAGAGGAUUUGGAGCCCAAGGAUCAAUGGAUGGAAGAGUUGGAGCAACUCGUUGACAAGUGGAUCGAGCCUCAGUUGACUACAGCCCAGCGGAUGAGAAAUGGAGAAACAUUGUCUCCUGGUUUUGCCCUUUUAGUCAGGAAAGGUGAAGAUGGACAGCCAUGUCACAAUAUGUUUAUUUCCAAUUUGGUCUUGACCAAACCGGAUAUAUUGGAACCCAAUACGUGUGGAACUUUGGCUCCCCUUGGGGAAAUUGUCAUCAAUGAUCUUGCGCACCAGUAUGUUACCGAUCCCAUAAAAUAUACCCAUUUUCUGUUGGGAUCAAUGUCCGGACAUACUUCUGCGUCACCUUUGACUGGUGAUCAAAUCAAAUUUGCCAAAGCUCUUCUUCCUGUUUUGUUGACAGACGGCAAUGCAAUUGGGAAUAAACCAUUCAAUGGCGAUGUUUGGAAAAUUCUUUUCUUCCCAACCAUGUCUGCUUGCCCUGUAGGUUUUGUUUGGCCCGCAAGCGACGGUUUUGACGAGUUUCAGAAUAGUAUUUCUAAUCAGGAAAAGGUAUUCUCGGGUCUUCUUCACCUAUUGAAGACACGGAAGACACUUAUUGAAUCCUGGUUCACAGCAAUUAAAGACAGUCCUGCAAGUUCUGCUGUCCCAGUGGUAAACGCUAUGCUGCUCCGGUAUUCUUUCCCCACCAAGGAUGAUCUUGAUGACAAUCAAGUCUUGGAUAAGGCCUUGCUCGGCCCAUUCCAAGAAAAAAUGGAUUGUUUCAUCAGAAGCCAUCUAAUGCAAAUCAUUUAUUGCAGUAAAUCUUUGCCAACGUCACCUCUUGGAUUCAAGAUGCAUGCUUGUGUCAAGAUGCACAAUAUGCAUGUAUCAGAUUCCUUUCCUGAAGCUUUGGGUACAACUUUACCUCCUGAAUGUCAAGCCUUUGUCAACUACCUCUUCCCAAAUGAAGAUGAAGACAAGUCAUGGGAUGGUCCUGACCAAGGAUGGCAACUUUGA
Molecule: messenger RNA, 1083 nt
Organism: Cylindrotheca closterium
Lineage: Eukaryota; Bacillariophyta; Bacillariophyceae; Bacillariales; Bacillariaceae
Source: the annotation of a GenBank genome assembly